CUCCUUCUGACAAGAUGCUGCUCCUUCUACUGGGAAUUGUCAUCCUGCAUGUCGCAGCCCUAGUCCUCCUGUUUGUGUCAACAAUUGUCAGCGUAAGUAAACCAUCUGUAUCAAUGAAUUAUCUGAUCAUCAAUAAUCCAUUAUUGCUUAUCUCAUUUACAAUAAUCAUUCCAAACAUACUUUUUUUUAUACAUUAACCAAUAGCCUAUUGUAUUUGAAAAUCAAUAGUUUGUUUUAAUUCAUUGACAUCUCUGCUAUCUGUAAAGGUGUUUUCUAUCAGGUUUCAGUGUUCUCUUGUUAGUAGCAGCACUGUGUUGUUUAUCCUCUAGGCCUGGGCAACCGGGUCCACAAGCAGCUCAGACCUCUGGAAUAACUGCUCUACAACCAAUGGAGGAUACCACUGUGAGCCGGCCAACACUGGAGGUAAGAUACAGUACAGACUGACUUUGUACAUCUGCCGCUGUGGCUUGUUUUUUUUUUCAGCAAGUCACAGUCGUUCUGUCUCAUUCUGCAUGAUGAUGAUGCUGAUGAAGCCUCCUCUUGUCCAAUAGUAAACUUAUUUUGAAAGGAUAUACUGUAGAUAUGUAUUUCUAGACUCUGUAAAUUGGGUAGUCUGAUAUUUGACAUCAAGCUGGGUGUUGAUUCUUCUGGGGUGUGUCUUGAGAAUAAGUUCAGCACUGUUGGUUGACCGAAAGAUCGUAGACAGUAAGACAUGGAAAGACCAGAACUGUGAUUAACUAUAACUGUCUUAAACCCUGAAAGCCCACCCACUCACUCUCUAGUUUACCUGUGCUGCUGAAGGGCGUGUCAGGCGCCACUGUGACUCUACUGCCAUCUAGGGGUGAGGAUGUGAACCUACAGCUUAGAGUUCCCACUGUUCAUAGGCUCUCCUCUGUAUAAAUAGUCAUGGUGUGAUGUCCAUAUUCAAGCCCCAUGUUUGGGAGGCCGUAGUGGUGGGAUGAAGGUUUAGGGUGGCGUAGGUGUAGGGUGGGGCUUUGUAGGGUAUUUCAAGUGUUCGAUCUGGGGAGGUGUGUGUGCAGCAGACAUGGUGGCCUUGGACCACCCCAUGUAGAACAUAGUGUGCUGACAGCCCUGGUCACGCCCAUGUAUCAGAUUGUGUGUACAGCGAGAUCAUUAACUAAACGAGAGACCUAGCAGCUGUGUGUGUGUUUGUGUCUAUGAGACAGAUUUAUACCAAAGCCAACAGUGGUUGGAGGGAAAGACUGCAACAAGAUUGCAACAAUACCAUAUUAAACGAGAAAAGUUAUAAAUGUACCCUACAUGACCAAAAGUAUGUGGACACCUGCUCGUCGAACAUCUCAUUCCAAAAUCAUGGUCAUUAAUAUUGGUUCCAUUCAGCCACGAGCAUUGGUGGGGUCAGGCACUGAUAUUGGGCGAUUAGGUCUGGCUCGCAGUCGGCGUUCCAAUUCAUCCCAAAGGUGUUCGAUGGGGUUGAGGUCAGGGCUCUGAGCAGGCCAGUCAAGGUCUUCCACACCGAUCUCGACAAAUCAUUUCUGUAUGGACUUCGCUUUGUGCAUGGGGGCAUUGUCAUCCUGAAACAGGAAAGGGCCUUCCCCAAACUGUUGAUACAAAGUUGGAAGCACAUAAUCAUCUAGAAAGUCAUUGUAUGCUGUAGCUUUAAGAUUUCCCUUCACUGGAACUAAGGGGCCUAGCCCGAACCAUGAAAAACAGCCCCAGACCAUUAUUCCUCCUCCACCAAACUUUACAGUUGGCACAAUGCAUUUGGGCAGGUAGCGUUCUCCUGGCAUCCACCAAACCCAGAUUUGUCCAUCGGACUGCCAGAUGGUGAAGCGUGAUUCAUCACUCCAGAGAACACGUUUCCACUGCUCCAGAGUCCAAUGGUGGCGAGCUUUACACCACUCCAGCCGAUGCUUGGCAUUGCGCAUGGUGAUCUUAGGCUUGUGUGCGGCUGCUCGGCUAUGGAAACUCCCUGACGUUGCUUCCAGAGGCAGUUGCUUCCAGAGGCAGUUGCUUCCAGAGGCAGUUGCUUCCAGAGGCAGUUGCUUCCAGAGGCAGUUUGGAACUCGGUAGUGAGUGUUGCAAGCGAGGACAGACAAUUCUUACGCGCUACGCGCUUCAGCACUCGCCGGUCCCAUUCUUUGAGCUUGUGUGGGCUACCACUUCGCUGCUGUGCCGUUGUUGCUCCUAGACGUUUCCACUUCAUAUUAACAACACUUACAGUUGACCGGGGCUGCUCUAGCAGGGCAGAAAUUUGACAAACUGGCAUUUUGGAAAGGUGGCAUCCUAUGACAGUGCCACGUUGAAAGUCACUGAGCUCUUCAGUAAGGCCAUUCUACUGCCAAAGUUUGACUAUGGCGAUUGCAUGGCUGUGUGCUUGAUUUUAUACACCUGUCAGCAACGGGUGUGGCUGAAAUAGCCGAAUCCACUAAUUUGAAGGUGUGUCCACAUACUUUUGUUUAUAUAUACUGUAUUUGCAGUAGAAUAUCUUACCAUUUCCGGAAACAUGAUUCUAGAGGCACUGUAAUACUAUAGAACUUGUGUUCAAUAGCUUAAUGUAUUGCCUUAGAGACCCAGUACUACAGUACUAACUGCAGUAGCCUCGAGCCCAACAGUCCGUAGCUAGCUGCCUGGUGAUGUCAUGUGUCUAGAAUGUGCAGGUGGGUCUUGGGCCCCGGUGUGUGUUGUCAAUGAGACAGGCAGCAGAGCCAACAGCGGGCCCAAGUUCUCUCUCUUUCUCUUUCUCUCUCUCUCUCUCUCUGCCAGGUGGAUUCAUGGAACAGCCUGUUUGUUUGAUUUGCUGUGCACUGUGUUUGUAUAGGGAGGCACGUGUGUGUGUGUGUGUUAGUGUGUGUGUUCUGUUACGAGGGAUCGAGGGGAAGAUAGUGGAAUCUGUACUCAAGUGCACGGGCGCAGCCUGGCCCAGUCAAUCAGUAGUGCUCAAAGGCCCCUGGAGUGCUUUGCAGCGCAAUCAGUACAUCUGGCAUGCCUGGACUGGGAGAGCUAAACAUGAGGACAGAGUAUACUGAGUAUACAUGAGGCUCAGUAUACUGAGAGGGCGGGAUGGUGGUGGAGGCACGACCGACGGUCACACCCACUGGGUGGCCUUUUUAUUUUUAAUCUUGCUAUUAGGACUUAAGUUAUGUAGUUACGCAUAGUUUAUAUUGGGGAUUGGUUUAUGUUUUGUCAAUGUUGUUCACACUUGACCUGACUUUGCCCCUGAAAUGGGAAUCCAGUCUUAGUUUGUAUCACAAAUUAGAGUUAAGCAAAGUCCACACCAGGGAUGCUCCUUACUGUAUGUUACAGUUAUUACAUGUCAUGGAAACACAACAGCUGGGAUGAUCUCUACUGUAGCCACAAGCUAGCCGUACCUUCAGGCUCUGAUCAGUCCCUACACCCAAACGAGGGCAUUGCGUUCAUACACCUCUGGCCUGCUGGCUCCCCCUCCUCUGCGGAAGCAUAGUUCCCGCUCAGCCCAGUCAAAACUGUUCGCUGCUCUGGCACACCAAUGGUGGAACAAGCUCCCUCACGACGCCAGGACAGCGGAGUCACUCACCACCUUCCGGAGACAUUUGAAACCCCACCUCUUUAAGGAAUACCUGGGAUAGGAUAAAGUAAUCCUUCUACCCCCCCAAUCCGAAUGCAUUGUACAGCCAAGUUAUCGUUACUUAUUGUGUAUUUAUUAGGGCUGUCCCCGACCCCCAACAAAUCUUGGUCAACCGAGAGUCGUCUGUUCUUUCGACUAAUCGAUUGGCCAAAUUUUUCAACGUGUAUCUUUUUUCCAUAUAUUGACACAUCCUAUGUGUUUUAAUCAAAUCAAUUAUAUUCACUGAGCUUGUCUGAUGCGUUAAGCACACUGUUUAAUUAAAUAAUUAAGACACAUAUGACUAGAGGGACUCCGACCAGCAUUUUAUUUGAUUGUGCUAGGCCGGGCUCAGACUUGCUGCACUGUGUUAAAAAAAAAAAAGACAGCGUGUGACUCCCUGCUGCAGCGACCACCACAGAACAUCAAAGUGUUUAUCGCACUGUCCAUGUUGCUGAAGCUGCAACAUAAGUACAGCCAUUGAUGACUGAAAAGUUCUGUCAUUAUGGGGUAUUGUGUGUAGAUUGAUGAGGGGGGAAAAAAAAUACGAUUUAAUCAAUUCGGCUGUAACGUAACAAAAUGUGGAAAAAGUCAGUCUGAAUACUUUCCGAAGGCACUGUAUAUUGCAGAACAACAAAGGAUAAUGUAACAUCAUAUCAUGUUCAGGCCUAUACAUUCCAGUAUUAUCGUUAUGAGAGCUGUUUUGUAUUGGUUUUGUGUAACACUUUCGUGGAUAUAAAUAGUGUUUGUCGUAUUGCUGUACAGUGGAUGGGUUCAAUAAUAGUGUUGUUUGCUAUUUCUUCUGUCAUAUAUCCUAUCUAGUGUGCUCUGCUCUGGGGUGAGUGCAGCAUGGGGACAGACAGAAUUGUCUUUCUGGGUAACCUGACUCUUUGAUGGCCUCAUCGAAUCCAUCAAACCCUGUUGUCAUUUCCCCAAACCUCUCAUGAGAAGAUGCAUUAGUUUCCUGGAAAACUACGGGUGCAUCAUGGGAGAUUUAUAAACAAUCUACAAAGGGAUGUCAACCGACGAAACGUAUGAAUUAGUAAUGUGUUUGCGGACUGAGUACUUUUGCUGGUGGUGUUUGUGGUCACGCAAGGUCGCCACAAAGCCAACUGUCUCCUUACUUCAACAUUAUUCACGCAUCUACUUCUUAGCCACAUUCAUUCAUUAAGGUUUCUUAACCAGUGAUGCUAAGGCAGCCUGAGCAGGGCCUCCAAACCACUGGAUUCGUGAUUUAAUUAAAUUCCUGUAAAACAAGCAUGCACAGUAAGUUUGGUACCUGACAGAUUACUCCAAACUCAAAUACUGAGACAUGGAGGAUGCAUGAUAUGUACUGAGACUGGAACCUUCUCCUCCUACUUGACUAUGGUCCAGUGUCUUUUGUAUCCUAUGGGGGCAUGCAGGUCUGUUUUGGAUCUGUAGAGGUAAAGCUCCAGCAGAAAACAUGUUGCAUGGGUAGCGUCAGCCACCAAAAGGGGACUGCACCAGACAGCUAAACAUGAGAUGAGAGGGAGAGAGAUGUGUGAGGAAUGGCUUCAGAGAGGGAUAUAGCUAGGGAGCUGGCUUAGGAAACCUGAGAGUGAAUGCAAACUGCAUUCAUGACCCUCAGACAAGAAAUAGACCCGCUUGGAAGUCCAGGCAUUCCAGACGUAGAUAGCGCUACAAACACAGCACUAACACACACAGAGUGGUGGGGGGAUAUGUCUCAAAGUCCCUGUCUGUCAAUACAGGUUACUAUAAUGGGUUAACAGGGCUUUCUGUAAGCUGGCCUUGGAACAGUGGUAGGUAGCCGGAUGUUCAAAGUGUUAGGGGCCUCUCUGUAUUAUUGAGUACGCUACAAUACUUUCAUGAACAGAAUACCUAUGUAGGUACCAUUAUUGUAAAUCCAUUAAAGAUUCCAGGCAACUAAAAGACUCAUUCCCUGUCUGGCCAGACCAAAACAUUUAGCUGAUUAACAAUUCCAGAGUUCCAGUCUCAAAAAGUGGUUGCUUUAGUGUUGCAACCUCGGCAUGAUUCGGUUACCAUGUUGUAUAAAAAGUUAAGUUGAUGUAUAGAAGUGAGUCUAAUGAGUCCAUGUCCAUGUUCAUGUAUAGCCAAUUCAUAUCCAUGUACUGUAUAGCCAUGUAUAGUCCAUGUAUCCUGUGUGGUCCUCUGUAGCUCAGUUGGUAGAGCAUGUCUCUUGCAACACCAGGAUAGUGCGUUCACGACCAACCAUAUGUAAAAAAUGUAUGCACACAUUACUGUAAGUCACUUUGGAUAAAAGCAUCUGCUAAAUGGUAUAUAUUAUUAUGUAUAAUUGACUGACAAUCUCCCUCUCUCUUCCCUGCAGAGUGGAUCCAGGCAGUGCAGGCCCUGAUGAUCCUGUCCAUCAUCUUCAGCUUCAUCUCUCUCUUCCUGUUCUUCUGUCAGCUCUUCACCCUGCAGAAGGGAGGACGCUUCUUCGUCACCGGAGUCUUCCAGAUCCUCGCCAGUGAGUACCCAUUUUGUCAUCCAGAAAAACAAAACUGAAACAGAGACAUAUUCAGAAUUUUACACUACACUCUUAGAAGUAUAGGUGCCUGGAAGAACCUGAAAAGGUUAUUUGAGGAACCCCUAUGUAAAGAUUCAAACCAGAACCUUUUUGUGAUUGGAGGGGUUACAUUUUUAACCUUUGUUGUAUAUUGGAGAGGUGACAGCCUAUCAGAUAGGAGGUGUGGCUUAUUGGAGGCAUAGCUUUCAGAUCGUUAUUUUUGGUCACACAUUAAUGUCAUUCCUGUUCAUCAUGUUAAGUUUGUACUCUGCAAAUUUAAAAUGUUCCUUGAAUGCAUAUUACAUAUUCUAAUAUGAUGUCAUUGCUGAUUACAUAUAGUAAUAAAGUGCUAACUAUUCCAACUUUGGGAUUUGCAUAUGCUCUUGAGGAACUCAAACACCUCUGUUAGCCUCAUUGAAACUACCCAUGUUCAACCUUAGCAUGCAGUGACAACAGAACAGAUGAACUGGAAUGACAUUUACUCUAACGGGUGACCAAAGAAAGAUAUAUUUUACAGCCACGCUCCUACUAAGCCACGCCUUUACUCCAGGGUUCCUCCUAGAACCCAUUGCUACAAUACGGGUUUAUCCUUUGUUUAUUGUAUUCCAUGCCCUUUGGCUAUGGAUAGACACCUCUUCUAGUCUAUUGUGUCAAAGGACUGCCAAUGUCAAACCUCCCAGGUUGGCACUGUAGACCAUGCCAGUGGGCACAGAGACAAUCACACAAGUGGAAAUGGCAAGACAGGCAAUGUAGGGGGUGAACAACUAAACAUCAACAAAGAGACAAUGCCAUGACAUGCCACUUCACAGUGGGCAGGGUUGGGGAACUUGGAAUUAGGCCAAGGUUAUAGAUGAGGAAGCGACAGAGGCCUGUUUAUGGUUAAAUAGCCACCAUCUCCCCCAAUGCUGCCCAGCAGGGUUCAUAGUAGGACACAUAAAAAAAAUGCACAGAUUGUGAUGAUGACAUGACACACAAUAAUUUCAUCUUCAGGUUCAAAUGGAAUUAACUGUAUUGUAAAUUAUGUAAACAUUUCCUCUCCUCUUCCAGGUCUGUUUGUGAUGAGUGGAGCAGUGAUCUACACAGUGAUGAGUCCGCAGUGGGUGCCUGCAAUGGAGGCCUUCGGCUGGGCUUAUAUCCUGGCCUGGGUGGCCUUCCCUCUGGCCUUGAUCAGCGGACUCAUCUACGUCAUCUUGAGAAAACGGGAA
Molecule: messenger RNA, 7276 nt
Organism: Coregonus sp. 'balchen'
Lineage: Eukaryota; Metazoa; Chordata; Actinopteri; Salmoniformes; Salmonidae
Source: the annotation of a GenBank genome assembly